Molecule: messenger RNA, 894 nt
Organism: Caenorhabditis briggsae
Lineage: Eukaryota; Metazoa; Nematoda; Chromadorea; Rhabditida; Rhabditidae
Exons: 7
Coding region: 1-894 (297 amino acids)
Biological process (GO): regulation of protein localization; cilium assembly
Cellular component (GO): ciliary transition zone; ciliary membrane
Source: RefSeq, a predicted model, not a curated record
AUGGGGCCUGUCUACCGUUCCUAUCGCUCUGCUGAAUGCAGUUGGGCUGCAUUUUAUAUAAAACUGGUCAACAUUUUUCGCUAUUUUCUACCGAUUCUUAUGAUUUUUUUAACUGAUGGUCUCUGGAAAAAGACAAACACAUUUCGAGAGGUUCCAAGUGUUUCGGUGACUGGCGAUUUUAUAGUUUACGGUUACGGUCACCAAAAAUCGAUAAUCUCCUCUUCAUAUCCAGUUUUAAAUGCGGCAGCUUCUGCUGAGCAAUUCUCCACUUCUCAAAUUUUACACCAUUUCGAAGAAGUGAAUGAUAAUGAAAAUAAUAUCCCAUCAUUCCAAAAAUCCAAUCAAAACUUGCAUAUCGAUUUUCAAAUGACGACUCAAAAUGUGUCAAUUAACACGCUUAUCUAUGCAUUUUCAUUAAAAAUGAAAUUGGAUUAUCACUCAAUUGUUGAUGCCGAACUAUUUCUAAUCGACACAAUUCAUCUAGCAUCUCCAACUUCAAAAGUCCAAACUACCGCCCGUCUUACUGUAGAUCAAUCGAUUCCAUUUAAGUCCAGAGAAAAAUUCAAAUUGAUUGAAAAACGAAGACAAGAUGUGCAACAUUAUCAGAUACAAUCAGUGAUAAAGAGAAUUGCAGAAGCACCGAUUUCAUGGAAUAUGGAAAGAAAAUCCACACUCCUGCUGUCAGCCGGCUCUCCUCCAUCCACACUAUCUCUCACCCUAUUUCUCUCGAUUCCAGAAAUGGAAUUCACAUAUAAAACUGGAUUUUGGGAACUCCUGAAAUGGUUCUGGAUACAGUAUUUGGCUGCAUAUUUCAUAAUUGACCAUAUUUUUGCAUCGCUCACUUCCUAUUUAUUCAGAAAUCGCGUUUUCUAUGUGAAUGAUGUUGUCAGGUGA